Molecule: messenger RNA, 3625 nt
Organism: Camponotus floridanus (Florida carpenter ant)
Lineage: Eukaryota; Metazoa; Arthropoda; Insecta; Hymenoptera; Formicidae
Exons: 3
Coding region: 840-2483 (547 amino acids)
Source: RefSeq, a predicted model, not a curated record
AUAUGUGUGUCGUCGGUGAAUCGACGUGGUAUUACGAGCGAGAGGAAGAGUCACGUAAUCGGAAACGAUUUACUCCCACACGUACCUCACCUCGCACUUUAUCGUCCCGUGUCGCGUGUCGAGGAGGCGAGGGAGGAACCGAUGGUGGAUCGCUAUUUAUCCAUUCCAGACCGUGUUUCUGCGACGAUAAAUACGCGGCCCGUUCUCCGAUUGUCCGCUCUCGGAGUCUCGGAGUCGAGUGUACAUGAAUAUCCAUUAAUGAGAAGGACGAUCGUUUCCAGAGGACCGAGAUCGAAGAGAGGAGGGAUUCCGGUGCGAUGUUCGAAAACGUUGUGCGCUGUCACCGACAAAAUUGGAUCGCACCACCAUCGUCGCAGCGAAAGUACGAAAGGGCGUCGAGACGAAUGUCGUAGUAGAAGACGAUCCCACGAAUCGGCGAUUCGAAUGAGCUUCCUGGGAGGAUACCUUAUGUCGGACGUCGUCGUCGACCUCGUCGAGAAACAUGAAUUCAGCGGGAGACAGGGCGCAGAUUAUAACCGCGCGCAGAAUCACGUAAUAUUGCAUGGCGUGUGUCACGUGUCGCGAUAACAAGGUCGAGAUAACUUUCCUUGGUGCAAGCGGGAUUAGUCGGUGCAGGCGGCGAUUUAAUCGCGCGUUGAGUUAACGCGAUCGAGGAAACCACCGGCGACCAUAACUCGACGACGCGGAUCUAAAGCAGCCAAGAGUCAUGUCGAGACGACCUCGCGGUCGGCUCGACGCGGAAUCAUCGCCUGGCGCCAGCUUGGCAUAAAACAGCCGGCUGAUAGAGGCCAAGGAAGAAGAGGGGACCCUUUGAGCGUAUGAAGGCAGAAGGAGAGAGAGGCGGGGGCGAGGGAGCGAGCGAGAGGCGCAAAAUGGGAGCAACGAGAUACGUGUUAGGCAGCGCGAUCUUGGGCCUGUUUUGGAGCAGCUUACUCAAGGGUGUCCUGACCAACUCCAGCACCAGCAGGUGCGACUACCCGCCCUGUUCCUGCGACCACUACGGCCGGUUGACCUGCGACUGCAAGGACGAGGGAGAGGAAUUGAUCCUGACGACAGAAGGGGACAGACGGCUGAGUCCUCACACCAGCAGGAUAAUGGUGAGCAACUGCUCGUCCGUGAUACUUGCAAACUCGAGCCUGGCGUCGAUGGUCGGGUUACGCUCGGUGGAUCUGAUUAACGUGGCGAAUCUGUCUCUGGUCAAACAGAGCUUCGAGCUGUCACCGCACAGCACGCGCACGCGAAUCUCCGUGCGGAACAGCAGCAUCGACGUGAUGCCGAGCUUCGUGUUCCGCGGCGACGUCGAGGCGAUCACAUUCGAGAACGUGCGGAUCGGCCAGCUGAGUGCCUUCUCGUUCGCCAACCUGCUUCACACGGACACUCUGCGACUGGCGAAUUGCCGCGUCGAGACGACGGAGGCGCAGGCCUUCAAGAAAUUCGACGUCGGUUAUCUGCACGUGAUCGGCGGCAGUUUCGGCGAUCAGUUGCCGAGUCGUACCAUGAACGACAUCGAGGUGUACCACAAGUUCAUGCUGGACGGCGUGAAGAUGGGCGUCGUAAGAAGCAACGCCUUUAUCGUGAGGAGUCCGCGCACGGUGGCGAUACAGAACUGCGCGAUCGAGAGCCUGGAGAGCGAGGCGUUCGACGUGACGGCGCGUGGCGCCGUCAUCAUCAAGAACAACACCUUCAGUAGCAUCGGCGUGGGCGCUUUCCUGGGUAUUCGCGCGGAUCGCGAGAUCAGGUCACCGCCGCCAUCGUCAUCGUCGUCAUCGUCGUCAUCAUCGUCGUCGUCAUCAUCGUCGUCGUCAUCGUCAUCGUCGCUAGUCCACGGCCUCAUUUUCAAGAACAACAGUGUCACUAGCUUCGAGGAGGGCUCGCUCAUGUUCGACCGCGUGAGUUUCCGGCCGGAGCUCGACAGUCUACUCGUCGCUCAGGCCUGUGACUGCCAGAUGUUACCUGUCUGGAAGAAUAACGUGCUCAAUUACACGAGCGUUUACUCGCGGUUCUACGUGAGGCAAAACUCGCUUGUGCCGCCCCCGCUGUCGCAGUCUCAAGAACCCAUCAACGAGACGCCGGAGACCUUCCUGUGUCUGGACGGUGGACUGGAUGGGGUACCAACGAGCUUCGUCGAUUACGAGACGAGUCACUGCUCGCUCGGCGGGUCCAUGCUCGUUCUCAUUCUAAUCAUCGUAGGUGCCGUUCUCGCCCUGUUGGCGAGUAUCUGCCUGAUCGUCUGGUGCUGCCGAAGACGCCGGCGGAACAACAGGAAGAAAUGGAUCAGCGUGCCCACUAACGCGCCCGACGUGGUCUCCAAGAAGAACGGCGUGAUCGGCAGAGAAGCGGCAACGUCCGGCACGCCAGUUGACAGCAGGAUAACCAUGGUGGUGCCGGACGGCAGGUUGUACCGGGAGACAGAGUUUCACGUGAUCGUCGAGAAGGCCGAGCCGCUUACGACCGAGUUGUAACGAGACGCCCCGGGCGGCUCGACGGCCAGGCCCGCGAUCGUCGCUCCAGUUGAAGAGGAACUCGAGUGGGUAGAAACGUCGAGUCGCUUUCGAGUGUACAAGCUGUGAAAGACGCUGUGAACGGUGAAGGUGAAAAAAAGGACCUCUGUUGUUAGGAGAAAAGGACCUCUUUCCGAGGCUCUGAGGGAGAUUCUCUCUUCGGAUUUAAAUCGUACAUAGAUUGUGUAAAUCGUUGCUGCUUGGGGAAUAAUAGAACGCAAAGCGCAGUCCCGAAUCUUCAUCCUUAUCCCCUCCCCACGUCAUGUUCUUCUAUUUUUAAUUUAAUCGAUUAUGUCUCCUCUAGUACAAUACAGUUCGUAAGCUUCCAUUCACAUAUCACGAGCGGUCGCCGAUUAUCCGUCGCGCGUUCUUUUCAUUCCUCUGCUGAACCGUCCUUUCUCCCGAAGGCGGUCACGUUCCUCCGCGGCGAUUAAAAAGUUUUCCAGAACGAGUCACGCGGAUUCGGGUGAUCGGUCACCGCUGUUAGUUAAGUUUAUCAUUAAAAUAACUUUGGAGAGAAAGAAGGAGAGAGGGAGAGCCCGUAUCGUAGGGGACGAAGCAAGAUUAGAAAGCAAGAAAGAGAAUGAAAGGAGUAUAACUCGUGUAGAGAAAAUCCUAAACUCGCUGUCUUGCGUAAGAUACGCGAUUGGACCGACCUUUCGCAUUUCUCGUCGUUUUAAGUUCACCGAUCGAUAACGAUAGCGCGCGGUUAUCGUGAAAUUACGUAUUAGUGAGCGUUGGAGCGAAAAUGGGACGGUAUCGAAGGACCAAAAAAAUGGAAUAACCGCUUAUUCGAAUAGCUGUGCCAUUCCUGGAGUGACGUUAAACACGAUUCGUGUCCACUCCAUAGAAACCCUGAUCUCGAGAGAGGGGAAGAAAGUGAAACGGACGGAACUCUUCGCGCUAAGUUUUCAUAUCAAAAUCGUUCCCGAAACUCGUUUUUUAUAGACAAGAUUGGAUAGUGAUGUAACAAGUUAUUGGACAAAAAUAAACUGGCAGGAUCAAUUUAUCGAGAUAAGAGAGAUAUUCCAUAUCUCAUACCAGUGGCGGAUUUACAAGUUAGAUAGUUCAUAUCGCUUCGCGAAUUACAUGUAACGCGUGUA